Molecule: messenger RNA, 770 nt
Organism: Hippopotamus amphibius kiboko
Lineage: Eukaryota; Metazoa; Chordata; Mammalia; Artiodactyla; Hippopotamidae
Product: C-C motif chemokine 4
Exons: 3
Coding region: 197-475 (92 amino acids)
Biological process (GO): cellular response to type II interferon; immune response; inflammatory response
Cellular component (GO): extracellular region
Molecular function (GO): chemokine activity; CCR chemokine receptor binding
Source: RefSeq, a predicted model, not a curated record
CUUCAGUUUCCUUAUUGGUACCGUGACAUCAUCUGUACCCUGGAAAUUCCACUCGCCCUUCUGUGCCCUCACCUCUGUUCCGCGCCUCGGAGUUCCUAUAAAGAGGGGCUCCCAACUCAGUAUCAGCACAGAGCACAGAAGGGUUCUGAAGCUUCUGCAGUCUAAGCUCCGGGCACGUCUCUCCUCCACCAAGACCAUGAAGCUGUGUGUGACUGUCCUCUCCCUCCUCAUGCUCAUGGCUGCUUUCUGCUCUCCGGCACUCUCAGCACCAAUGGGCUCAGACCCUCCCACCGCCUGCUGCUUCUCUUACACCCUGCGGAAGCUUCCUCGCAACUUUGUGAUCGAUUAUUACGAGACCAGCAGCCUCUGCUCCCAGCCAGCCGUGGUAUUCCAAACCAAAAAGGGCAGGCAGGUCUGCGCCAACCCCAGUGAUCCCUGGGUGCAGGAGUACAUGGAUGACCUCGAACUGAACUGAGCUGCUCUGAGCCCGGGGCAGGUGUUCUGCGGGAAAAGUCAUCUGAGCCUGAUGCUUCUCAACGAGACGCACCCUCUCUACGCUCACGACUCCUCUCAGUAGUCCCUGUUCCUUCUCUUAAUUUAAUCUUCAUUAUGUACUGUGUUAUUAUUGUAUUUGGUGGUGUUUCCCAGUAUUUACGUUUGUUUUGCCAAAGGACACAUGUCCCCCAUGGGGAUGGUCCACCAUCACCGUUCCUCUGCUAUUGCAGAUGCGUGGAUAAUGCAAUUGAUUCCAAGUGUUUUUCAUAAUAAAA